Molecule: messenger RNA, 2923 nt
Organism: Sphaerodactylus townsendi
Lineage: Eukaryota; Metazoa; Chordata; Lepidosauria; Squamata; Sphaerodactylidae
Gene: ATL2
Product: atlastin GTPase 2
Exons: 14
Coding region: 23-1756 (577 amino acids)
Biological process (GO): endoplasmic reticulum organization; protein homooligomerization
Molecular function (GO): GTPase activity; GTP binding
Source: RefSeq, a predicted model, not a curated record
GUUAAUUUUAAACCUGGACAAGAUGGCGGAAGGGGACGCGGCUCGGUGCGGGCAGCGAGUGGAGCCGCCUCGGCUGCAGCCGGACUUGGCAGUGGAAAAUUAUGUGGAUGCAGAAGAGAAUGCGUUUUUGGAUUCUGAUGAUGCAGUUGUUACAGAGAAGCCAUGUCCAAUACAGAUUGUUCUUGCUCAUGAAGACGAUCAUAACUUUGAAUUGGAUGAGUCAGCAUUGGAGAGAGUCUUGCUUCAGGAACACAUAAAAGAUCUCAAUAUAGUAGUCGUUUCUGUUGCUGGUGCAUUCCGUAAAGGCAAAUCCUUUCUCUUGGACUUCAUGCUUAGGUAUAUGUACAACCAGAAUUCAUCCCUUUGGAUAGGAGGAAACCAUGAUCCCUUGAUUGGGUUUACAUGGAGAGGAGGAUGUGAGAGAGAGACAACCGGCAUACAGAUUUGGAGUGAAGUGUUCGUAAUUGACAAGCCUGAUGGCACAAAGGUUGCUGUAUUACUAAUGGAUACCCAAGGUGCCUUUGAUAGCCAAUCAACUAUCAAAGAUUGUGCAACUGUAUUCGCUCUGAGCACCAUGACAAGUUCAGUCCAGGUAUACAAUUUAUCACAGAACAUCCAAGAAGAUGAUCUUCAGCAUUUGCAGUUGUUCACAGAAUACGGAAGGCUAGCUAUGGAAGAAAUUUACCAAAAACCAUUUCAGACACUAAUGUUCUUAAUUAGAGAUUGGAGCUAUCCUUAUGAACAUCCGUAUGGCUUAGAAGGAGGAAAACAGUUUCUAGAAAAGAGGUUGCAGGUAAAGCUACAUCAGCAUGAAGAACUCCAGAAUGUAAGGAGGCAUAUUCAUUCGUGUUUCAGUAAUCUUGGCUGUUUCCUGUUGCCCCAUCCUGGUCUUAAAGUUGCAACUAAUCCAGACUUUGAUGGACGGCUAAAUGACAUUGACGAAGACUUUAAGGGGGAGCUACAGAAUCUGGUUCCAUUGCUGCUUGCCCCUGCGAAUCUGGUAGAAAAAGAGAUCAGUGGCUCGAAGGUGACUUGUAGAGACCUUGUACAAUAUUUUAAGGCUUACAUUAAAAUCUAUCAAGGAGAGGAACUACCUCAUCCUAAGUCAAUGCUCCAAGCAACAGCAGAAGCCAACAACCUUGCUGCGGUAGCUGGAGCAAAAGAUACUUACAACAAAGCAAUGGAACAGGUUUGUGGUGGUGAUAAGCCUUACAUUGCUCCUGCGGACCUUGAACAAAAGCACCGAGAACAUAAACAGGUUGCUGUAAAACAGUUCCGUUCUGUAAAAAAGAUGGGAGGUGAGGAGUUCUGUCGCCGUUACCAGGACCAGCUUGAAGAAGAACUUGAUGACAUCUAUGCAAACUUUGUGAAGCACAAUGAUGGCAAAAACAUCUUCUAUGCUGCUCGCACCCCUGCCACACUCUUUGCUGUCAUGUUUGCCAUGUACAUAAUCUCAGGACUGACUGGCUUCUUCGGCAUGAUCUCCAUAGCUACCCUAUGUAAUCUUGUGAUGGGGUUAGCUCUUGUGUCCCUUUGUACUUGGGCAUAUGUUAAAUACUCUGGGGAAUUCAGAGAAGUUGGAACACUCAUUGAUCAACUUGCUGAAGUAUUAUGGGAACAGAGGAGUCCCAAGAAGGUGAUAAAACCUCUGGGGGAUAAUUUGAUUGAGGAUACCAUGAGACAAUCGGUUACAAACUCUCUCAAAGCAGGCCUGACUGAACAGAUGUCUCAGCAUGCCAGAUUAAAGACAGAUUGAUGACAGUUCCUCUCCAUCUUAUCUGCCUGCCCAUCUUAGACUUGCUUGCUGUACAAUGAGAACUCAAUAAACCAAAGUUUACAUUCUACUGUAAAGAAGUAGUUUAGUCUGACUGGCUUCCCAACUUGCUGCUGUCAUCUAGUGGGAGGGGAUGUGGGAGGAAUGUACAUUGGCUUUUAACACUUUCUCCUCGGUUUUGUUUCUAAGAUGCAACCUAGUGCCAUGGAGAUGGGAAAGAGGAAUUUUAACUGAUACUGGUGAACUGAGUGCCCAGGGGAGGUGGCAUAGUCUCUGUCUUAUGGAAACAUGUCCACUGCAAAGGAUAUUUCAGGGAAGUAAUUAUAAAGCUUACACACGGAAAUCUUUUACCAGAAUGUAAUGUAGCCACGAUGUUCCAUAGAGCAUUUUAACUUUGUGAACACUUGGAAGCAGUUUAACAUGGUUCCAGCUGAAGCUGUGAAGCCAUGUUUGAGCCACUAUAUUUAGCUAUUCCUUGCUUUACUGCCUUUUCUGCCAGUAUUACCGAAAUGCAUGUGAAUCAUUCUCCACAGAUUACAUUUUAGAGGUAAUAAUUAUUAACCAAGGAAGCUAUUUUCAAGUGUACAUUUGUCUUGCCUUUUAAAUUUGGAGACCUUGUCCUACAGGAAAUGCAUAUCAAACAAAGCUGUCUUCUUCUGCAGUCUUAGCCUUCAUGUAUAUACAAUAUGCCAUUAAUAUUACUGAGGGGAGAAGAUCCAUCCAAAAACAAAGACCGUUGCCUACAGCUUCAGAACAAUGAGUUAGAAUUGUCUGUACAGAGUGUCUAGUUAUUUUUUAAGAAACCACAGGGCAUGUAUAAAAUAUAAAUAUAUAAAUAAAAUUUUGUAUCAAAGUUUUGUAGUUUAUGGCAAAACCUGGUUCUGUGAUAGGCUAAGUACGGUCCCUGUAAAGGAAUGUUUGUGGGUCAUGUAAAUGUGUGAAUGCAUCAGAACAAUUUGGAGUUUUUUGAUAUAUUUGUGAUAUUUACCUGCCUUGAGCACUGCAAUCUCACUCCAUGGGAAAUCAGUGGGAAUGUUUGUUGUGAAAUUUUUGUCUUUGGUUGCAUUUUAAAGUUAUUUCCUGUAAUUUAUUUUCUAGUACAUGAUUAAAAUUGUGUAUAUAUGAAAUUAAACACAAGUUUGUUCUUCA